AUGUUGGCCGGUCAGAAAUACGACAUCCACAAGCUGCUGCUAGAGGGUGUCCUCCGAAGUCAUGCUGCGCGCAUGUUUGUCAGGCUCGCUUUUUUGGAAGAGAAAGUGAAGCAAUUGAAGGUGUCAAGCAGUCAAUCCUCAGCCGCUCAAGAACAAAUCAACGCCGAGGUGGCCAAACUUCGAGUCACUCUGGAGAAGAGCAACAAACUGCUCGAGGCCGAACGGGCCAAGAGCGCUAGGCAGGCCAUGAUGCUAGAGCGGCUCAAUAAACAAGUCACCACUUUUGAUAAUAAAAUCAAGUUGGCCAACACGUGGAAGAAUCGGGUCAUCGCAGACCUCGAGGAGAAGAAUAAGGAGGCUCGACCCCUCACCCAAAAACUUAAGGAAGCUGAGGACUUCCUGGUCGCCGAGCGGCACAGCCGGUCGACCGAAGAAACAACCCUUCGCAACCAACUCACCUCUAAGGAUACUGCGCUGGCCACCGCCAAAGAUGAGUUAGAGGCCUCCCGAGCGGCCCUAACGACCUACCAAGAUGUCGAGCAGAGCCGUUUUGAGGCAAUGAACAAAAAUUACCUCCUCUCGGAUGUUUUCAACGAGAAGGUCGUCGAUUGGGCUCUGCGCCUAUUUGACCUGGCCAUCGAUGGGACGUUCGACCAGCUUCGCGAGUGA
This is a messenger RNA of Zingiber officinale, 669 nucleotides long. RefSeq lists its product as uncharacterized. Bases 1 to 669 code for a protein of 222 amino acids. Lineage: Eukaryota; Viridiplantae; Streptophyta; Magnoliopsida; Zingiberales; Zingiberaceae. The record is from RefSeq and is a predicted model, not a curated record. The transcript has 3 exons.